This is a messenger RNA of Coffea eugenioides, 1481 nucleotides long. Its product is annotated as cytochrome P450 71A3-like. The annotation marks the transcript as partial. The record is from RefSeq and is a predicted model, not a curated record. Gene Ontology annotation, molecular function: monooxygenase activity; heme binding; oxidoreductase activity, acting on paired donors, with incorporation or reduction of molecular oxygen. The transcript is spliced from 2 exons. Lineage: Eukaryota; Viridiplantae; Streptophyta; Magnoliopsida; Gentianales; Rubiaceae.
GACUUAUAAUCCAAAAUUUGUUCUUCCACUACAGCCACUCGAGUCAAAAUAAUCGGCCAGGCCCUACAGAUAUUGUUUCCAAUGUGUGGCUUUGAUUCAUUUACUGAGGAAGCAUUGGCCACCGACACAAACUGAAAUUUCAAGGAUCAUCAGAACAGAAGCAGAAUUCUGCUGAUCCUUUUCGACUUAAUCAAGUAGGCAUAUAUAUAGCCAAUUGUAGCAGCAACAACAAAUUCUGCUUUCUUGAUUUGGCCCUUUCUCCAAUUUUCGAGAAGCAUGUAAUGGCGUUUAUUCUGGAUCUUACAUUUUCCUCUCUUCUUCCCGUGGCUUUGCUACUUCUAACCCUUUUUAUAUGGUUCUAUGCUUCUUCUAAACCCCAACAAAGGCUACCACCUUCUCCAUCAAAGUUUCCAGUUGUUGGAAAUCUUUUCCAACUCGGGUUAUAUCCUCACCGCAAACUUCAAUCAUUAUCAAGAAAAUAUGGUUCCCUCAUGCUGGUUCAUUUUGGUAGCAAGCCCGUGGUUGUUGCCUCUUCAGCUGAUGCAGCUUGUGAAAUCAUGAGAACCCAUGAUUUAGUCUUUGCUAACAGGCCUAAAACAAGCAUGAAUGAUAGGCUUCUAUAUGGCAGCAAGGAUAUCGCAUUCUCACCUUACGGUGAGUAUUGGAGGCAAGUGAGAAGUAUUUGUGUGCUUCAGCUUCUAAGUCAUAAGAGGGUUCAAUCAUUUCGAAAUGUAAGAGAGGAAGAGACUUCACUUAUGGUUGAAAAAAUUAGAAAUUUUUCAGCUUCUUCGCCACCUUUAUCAGCCAUAAACUUGAGUGAUCUUCUUAUGACACUCACAAAUGAUGUGAUUUGUAGGGUGGCCUUGGGGAGGAAGUACAGUGAUAGGGAAGAUGGAAGCAAAAGUAUGCAAAUCAUGAAGGAAUUUAUUGAGUUGUUAGGUACUAUUGAUAUAGGAGAUUUUGUUCCAUGGCUUGGAUGGUUGAGACAUCUUAAUGAUUUGGAUGAUAAAGUGGACAAAGUUGUUAAGCAACUUGAUGAAUUUCUGGAGGGUGUCAUUAAGGAGCACAAAGAUAUGAAAAAUGGAAAGGCUAACACUGAUGAUAGUAUAGAGGGAAAAGGCUCAGAUUUGGUGGAUAUCUUGCUUGAAAUUCAGGGGGAAAAGUCGACAGGCUUUAUACUCGAACUUGACAGUCUCAAAGCAAUCAUUUUGGACAUGUUCGCUGCUGGGACUGAUACAACACACACAGUUAUGGAAUGGGCAAUGACCGAACUCUUGAGGCACCCAAAAAUCUUGGAGAAAUUGCAGACUGAGGUGAGACAAGUAGCUCAAGGAAAACCAGAAAUCACUGAGGAUGAUCUAGACAAAAUGGACUACUUAAAAGCAGUGAUCAAGGAGACUUUACGACUUCAUACGCCAAUCCCACUACUCGUUCCUCGAGAAUCAACACAACACGUUAAACUUAUGGGGUAUGAUAUACCG